Molecule: messenger RNA, 1316 nt
Organism: Tribolium madens (black flour beetle)
Lineage: Eukaryota; Metazoa; Arthropoda; Insecta; Coleoptera; Tenebrionidae
Exons: 2
Coding region: 314-697 (127 amino acids)
Source: RefSeq, a predicted model, not a curated record
AUGUGUGAAUCUAAUAUUAAAAUUGUUGAAAUGGAAUAGUGCUUUCACACACCGCCUCUAAAUUCAUACAAUAGUUAUUGUUAAAAUGAAUAAAAUUAUGAUUUGAUAACAAAAAUAAAUUAUCAGGAAACAAAAUAAAAAAAUGAAUCCUCUAUAACACAUGUCAACCUGAAACGGAGCAAAGGCCAACAUCCGCUCUCCCGCUGAGAGCUUGCAGAAGCUCUCAAAGUUUUACAAGUGUGAUAACCAGGUUUCCACCCCCAUAUAUACCUCCAGCGCGACAUAUAUUGCAACGAAGUCGGUGUUAGGCAACAUGUUUUGCGCCCACUCUAUAGAAGGGGGCGGCUUUAAUCUGCCGGAGCGGAAUUACACCCACACCCAACUUCUUUUGUUCGCUCUUCUUGACGUAUCUGAUCCACUUGACAAGGACUUGGGCCAACAAGCAACUUGCAAAUUGCGGAGCUUUGUUUGCAAACUUAUCCUUCACAGUGACAAAGAACAAGUUCAUCAAAAAUUGAAAAUUCACUUUUGUCGAGGCGUUAUUAGCGCUUCAAAAGAAGAAAAAAGGGUUAGUUGGUCGACUGUGGUGCUGAGAGUUAUGAUCAAGAAGCGCGAGUUUCGUUCAAACACGCACACCUUUAUAAUUAGAUCGAAAUUGGGCUCGGGAACAAAUAAUCGAACAAGUAAAUCAAGAUAACAAGACAAUGAUGAGGCGCUCUAGCGUGACCAUUAAUCGGACCCUAACGGUCGAGGGGUCGAACGACGCAGCAUCAAUACUCCAUCGGAUGAAAACCAGAUUUACAGAUUUCCUAUUUACGAAAUGCAGCCAAUUGUGGAGCUCUCAUGUAAAUUGUGCACUCCUGAAUUAUUGAUUGAAGCCACGACACCGACAGAUAAUUACAAACGAAAUUUGAGAACACUUGUGUUUAAAAAUUAAUUUGAUUAGUUAGACUGGUUUCCAAAGUGAUUAGUCAUUUCAAGAAGCACUUCUUCGAUUAUCCUGGAAAUGAUUUUACUCAGACAUAAACUUCAAAAUUAGGACUUUAGGUCGUAAAAGUCAAAUUCCUGUAUGAGAUAUAACUCCGGAAGGAGAAGGGGAAGCAAAUUACUUCGAAAUGGGAGAACUUACUAUGCAGAAACUUUAUGUUUGUUUGUAUAGGAGACAGUGGUGAUGUUAUAGUAACUAAAUUGCUGCUUUAAAAUUUUAAUAUUUUAUGUAAAAGGAUUUAAAUAGGACGCUUGUGUUUUAAUUAAAAUUAACUUACUUAGGACCAUCACUAAAUGUUAUAUUGAGUGUUUCCAAAAAAAAUUUAAUA